CUUCACUUCCUUUCUUUCUUUCUUUCUUUCUUUCUUUUCACUUUUCUUGCCUCCUCACUUGUUCUCUUUUCUCUUUGCAUAGGUUGUUUUCAAUCUAUGCUCCUUGGAUCACACAUUUCCUCACCCUCUCCUUUCUCAUUCACCUCCGAGGACGUGGCACGGUCAAUUUGAACAACAAAAAGAAUUUUCUUUACUUUUUGAGGAUAUCUGCUUCGCCGAUUGUUUUAAAUAAUUUUUUUUGAUAUCCCCGACGACUUUCUUGAUCAAAGAGAUCAAAAGGAAAAAAAUACACACAAUGCUGAACUCGUUCUUCGAUUCCCUUUCAGAGGCCGCGUCUUUCCCAGUGGACCAGGUCCGAUGUUUGACAGCAUUGCUGUUGGCCUAUCCCUUGGCUUUUGCGUUCCGUCUGUUACCUGCCAACAACCCCAAUCUCAAACAUAUAGCCUCAGUUCUGACCUCAUUCUUCCUCAUUGUUGUCAUUGUCGAUGAUCUGGUCGGACUGAUGCAUUUGCUCGGAUCAAGUAUUGCUGUCUGGCGGAUCAUGGGCUCUGUCAAGGGCAAAUGGGGUCCCAGGAUUGUCUUUAUCGGUGUAAUGAUCCACAUGAGUGUGAGCCAUUUAAUGCGACAGAUUACUGACUACCGCGGCUACAAGUUGGACCAUACCGGACCACAAAUGAUCCUUACAAUGAAACUUACCUCUUGGGCUUUUAACGUCCAUGAUGGCCGUCGCAAUCCCAAGGAGUUGAGCCGAUACCAGCAAGAACAUGCUAUAACAACAUUCCCAUCCCUUCUCCACUACUUGAGCUACGUUUUCUUCUUCCCCAGUGUCCUUGUCGGCCCUACAUUCGAGUACAUGGAUUACAUCCGUUUCAUCGAACUCUCUCAGUUCCGGGAUUCCAGGACUGGAAAGAUUCAUUGGCCUGCUGGCAGGGUCAAGGCCUCAAUGAAAUGCUUCUUGUUCGCCUUGGUUGCUCUCGCCUCUUUAGCGGUCCUUGCUCCUAAAAUGGAUGCCAGCUGGACGGUUGAACCCGAAUGGAAGGCCUUGCCCUAUCUGUUGCGUCUUGGCUAUGUUCAGUUGGCUGCAUUUAGCGCUCGCUUCAAAUACUAUGCUGUCUGGAAGAUGGCAGAAGGCGCUUGUGCUUUGGCUGGAUUUGGUUAUAAUGGUGUGGACCCAAAGACAGGAGAACAGCGAUGGGAUGCAACCUCCAACGUUGAUGUGUGGGCAUACGAGUCUGGUGAGAGUUUGAAGGAACAGCUGGAUGCUUGGAACAAGGGCACGAACCUUUGGUUGAAACACUACGUGUACUUUAGAGUGAUGAAACCCGGUGGAAAACCAGGGGCGUUCGAGACUUUCUCUACAUUUGCUAUCAGCGCAUUAUGGCAUGGGUUCUACCCCGGCUAUUACCUCACAUUCAUGUCCUCUGCUUUCGCAUUGACAGCUGCAAAGAUCUUGAGGAAACAUCUUCGCCCACGUGUUAUUUCAGCCACUGGACAACCUCCUGCAUGGUACAACUUUAUGGGAACUCUCCUGUCACAGUUCUCGAUGAAUUUCCUGACCAUGCCAUUCUUGCUCUUGACAUUCAAGGACAGUAUUGAGGUCUGGAAGGAUUUGUAUUUUAUAGUUCACAUCGGUUCCAUUGCUGUCGUAUUCCUUAUCCCUGUUCUCUUCCCAUCCAAGCGGAAAUCCAACAAGGAACAGCAACAACAAGAAGAAAAGUCAGGGAUUAAUAAGAUCAAGGAAGUUGCUCACCUCGUUGCCGAAGAGGCCUCAACAGAGUCCGUAGAGGCCGUGACUGAGAUCCUGAGCGUUUCCAGUAGCACUAAACUCAAGACCUACUAAAAAAAG
Messenger RNA from Lobosporangium transversale, 1846 nucleotides. Its product is annotated as MBOAT, membrane-bound O-acyltransferase family-domain-containing protein. Gene Ontology annotation, molecular function: 1-acylglycerophosphocholine O-acyltransferase activity; 1-acylglycerol-3-phosphate O-acyltransferase activity. Lineage: Eukaryota; Fungi; Mortierellomycota; Mortierellomycetes; Mortierellales; Mortierellaceae. The coding region runs from base 296 to 1840 and encodes 514 amino acids. The record is from RefSeq and is a predicted model, not a curated record. Gene Ontology annotation, cellular component: membrane; endoplasmic reticulum. The transcript has 3 exons. Gene Ontology annotation, biological process: lipid modification; glycerophospholipid biosynthetic process.